CAAACCCCCAGAACGGUAUCAGUGCCACGGUGAUAUUCAGUUGAUAAAGUUGAUUGUGAUAUUCGGGGGUGUUAGGUUUGGAUUGUUGGCAAAAUGUUUAAGGUUGUCGCAGUUGUUGUGACCAUGGGCUCGAUGGCAGCGGCCUAUGUGACUGGAGCUGGCUUCGGAAUCGGUAACAAGCAUGGCUAUUAUGGCAACGGAUUAGGUUCUGGAGAAGGAUACGAUAAUGCCGGUUAUGGAGCUGCAGGGUAUGGUGGAGCAGGAGGAUAUGGUGGUGCCGGAUAUGGAGCUGAUAAAUACGGAGGAUAUGAUGAUCACAAAGAUUAUUAUGCAUACCCUAAGUACAAUUUUAAUUAUGGAGUGCAAGACUCACACACCGGAGAUCACAAGAGCCAGUGGGAAGUCCGCGAUGGAGAUGUUGUGAAGGGGGGAUACACCGUGUACGAGCCCGAUGGCACCAAGCGAGUUGUGGAGUACACUUCCGAUAAACACAACGGAUUCAACGCCGUGGUGAAGAAAAUUGGCCAGGCGCAUCAUCCUCAAAUUUACGGAACGGCCGAUGGAGUUGUUUCAGGAGGAGCCGCCGGCUACGAGGGAGGCGUCUCUGCUGGCCACUACGAUGAUGGCUACAGCUACAAUCAUGCCCACUAAAAGUUACCCACCGAAAACCGCCUGAAAGUGGACUGAGAUUUACACUUACCCUCAUACUAUGUACCUUACCCGAUUGAAACCCAACCGUAUUUAUUGUACCAUAAUUUAAGCUCGAGAUUAUACCAGUGGAGGUUGCGUGUUUAUUGCACGUGGCCUCUCCAAAAGCGCCAAGUGACUGAAGUUGUGUGAAAGAUUGUGUACAACGAACUAGAAUAAGCCCGAAUGUAUAUACCUAAACGACAAAUAAAGCUUCCGAGACGAAUAAUCCAACUUAUAAAAACUUGUUUUUUCGCUUUUUAGCAGAAGAAAUUUUAUGAAUCAAUUCAAAGUUAACAUAAUUCAAAAUUAAGAAUUCUGAUAUUGAUUUUAAGGUACAGAAUG
Molecule: messenger RNA, 1032 nt
Organism: Uranotaenia lowii
Lineage: Eukaryota; Metazoa; Arthropoda; Insecta; Diptera; Culicidae
Product: cuticle protein 7-like
Exons: 2
Coding region: 94-651 (185 amino acids)
Cellular component (GO): extracellular matrix
Source: RefSeq, a predicted model, not a curated record